ACCUCUUGCAUUUAACUUGUACUACCACUGCUAUAUAUAUUCACCUUCAACAAACUCUUUCUCCACAACAAAACCAUCUGCCUAAGUUUCAAUUUGAUCACGAAAAAAGUUUUCAGAAUAUUCAAGAUGUCUACUUGCUCCAGUACUGAAGGUCAAGUGAUACGCUGCAAAGCUGCUGUGGCAUGGGGACCAGGGAAGCCACUGGUAAUUGAGGAAGUUGAGGUUGCACCACCCCAGGCAAUGGAAGUUCGCCUGAAGAUCCUCUUCACUUCCCUUUGCCAUACUGAUGUUUACUUCUGGGAAGCAAAGGGGCAGACCCCAGUGUUUCCUAGAAUAUUUGGUCAUGAGGCUGCAGGGAUAGUGGAAAGUGUUGGUGAGGGUGUGACGGAACUCAAACCUGGUGAUCAUGUGCUUCCUGUAUUCACAGGAGAGUGUAAGGAAUGCAGACACUGCAAGUCAGAGGAGAGCAAUAUGUGUGACCUCCUCAGGAUCAACACUGAUAGAGGAGUGAUGCUUAAUGAUGGGAAGUCAAGAUUUUCAAUAAACGGGAAACCAAUUUAUCAUUUUGUUGGAACUUCCACUUUCAGUGAAUACACUGUGGUACAUGUUGGCUGUGUUGCAAAGAUCAAUCCUGAAGCUCCACUUGAUAAAGUUUGUGUUCUCAGCUGUGGAAUCUCCACAGGUCUUGGUGCUACCUUGAAUGUUGCAAAGCCAACGAAGGGCUCAACAGUUGCAAUUUUUGGACUAGGAGCUGUUGGUCUUGCUGCUGCUGAAGGAGCUCGAAUUGCUGGUGCAUCAAGAAUCAUUGGGGUUGAUUUGAACUCCAACCGAUUUGAAGAAGCCAAGAAAUUUGGUGUAACGGAGUUUGUGAACCCAAAGGACUACAACAAGCCUGUGCAAGAGGUUCUUGCAGAGAUAACAGAUGGGGGUGUAGACCGCAGUAUUGAAUGUACUGGAAGUAUCAAUGCAAUGAUCUCUGCAUUUGAGUGUGUUCAUGAUGGAUGGGGUGUUGCUGUACUUGUUGGAGUACCAAAUAAGGAUGACGCAUUCAGAACUCAUCCAAUCAAUGUCCUGAAUGAGAAGACACUCAAGGGAACAUUUUUUGGCAAUUAUAAACCGCGCACUGACCUUCCUUCGGUGGUUGAGAAGUACAUGAAUAAGGAGCUUGAACUUGAGAAGUUUAUCACCCAUGAAGUGCCUUUCUCAGAGAUCAACAAGGCAUUUGAGUACAUGCUCAAAGGAGAGGGCCUGCGCUGCAUUAUACACAUGGGAGCAUAGUAGUGCGGCAUCCCUGGCAAAGUAGACGAAUCAAAUAAUUAGCUAAAUUUGAUACGUUGGAAUCAUCAUCUUUUCACCUGUACCAGAAAAGUACCUUGUAACUCAACUUUAUUUCCAGUUUUGUAUACAUAAAUAAAGACCUUUAAAUCA
Molecule: messenger RNA, 1428 nt
Organism: Coffea arabica (coffee)
Lineage: Eukaryota; Viridiplantae; Streptophyta; Magnoliopsida; Gentianales; Rubiaceae
Product: alcohol dehydrogenase 1
Biological process (GO): formaldehyde catabolic process
Cellular component (GO): cytosol
Molecular function (GO): alcohol dehydrogenase (NAD+) activity; S-(hydroxymethyl)glutathione dehydrogenase [NAD(P)+] activity; zinc ion binding
Source: RefSeq, a predicted model, not a curated record